Molecule: messenger RNA, 1135 nt
Organism: Drosophila ficusphila
Lineage: Eukaryota; Metazoa; Arthropoda; Insecta; Diptera; Drosophilidae
Product: peritrophin-44
Exons: 2
Coding region: 36-1034 (332 amino acids)
Cellular component (GO): extracellular region
Molecular function (GO): chitin binding
Source: RefSeq, a predicted model, not a curated record
GUUUAUAGUUCGUUGGAAGUUGAGCUGCUUUUGCAAUGGAAAAACCCUUCAUUUUUGUUGGAGUGGCACUCCUGGUGCUUCUGCAACUCAGUGGUUCGGUAAAAGGGGCAGAUAUCUGCCGGUUGUUCGCGAACAACACGGUGAUCCGAGAUCCCGAUUCCUGCAGUCGAUCGAUCACGUGCAUCGAUUCCGUGAGCCACUACACAACCUGUCCGCAAUCCGCGUCCUUUUUCGACAAGGAUGCGGGUAAAUGUGUGAAGAGCCUGUCGGCCAGCUCCACGUCCAGCUGCUCGAUUUCCUGCCAGGACAAGGCCACCCAGUUCGUGGCGGAUCCAAAGUCCUGCACCGGAUACUACUACUGUUCGGCUGAGGAGGUGGCCAUGUACGGCAGCUGUCCGCAGGACACCCACUUCAAUGCCACCACGCAAACCUGCUCCCGGUUGCACGAAUCGGAAUGCACGACCAGCAGUUUCGAGUACUGCAACAUUGUGGCGAACGGCGUGAACUUUGACAAUCUGCUGGGAUGCAACAGGUAUCAUGUGUGCACCAAGGGUGUCCUCAAGGACCAGACCUGCAAGGAUUCGUAUUAUCAGGCCAGCACUGGCCAGUGUGUGUCCAAGGCGCUCGUUGACUGCGAUGCCCAUCCGCUGCCCACCGAUGUUUGUGGCACCGCCAAGAAGCCGAAAUCCGAUGCAUUUGUCAAGGAUGGUGCCACCUGCCGUGGGUACUUCUAUUGCGCCCUGCAGGCUGAUGGCACUCCCGAUGCCAAUCCCCUGUGGCAUCAGUGUCCCGAGGAUCGGUUCUUCGACGAAAAGAGUCAGGCAUGCGUGACCCCCAAUUCGGUGAAGUGCACCGAGGAUCGUUGCGAUGGCCGCACUUCCGACUUUGUGGUGAGUGCAACAUCCGGUUGCCGGCAUUACCUGCGCUGCUCGGAUGGAGUCACCCAGUACGAGAGGUCCUGCGGCAACUACUUCUUCGACGAGGACCUCGGCGGCUGCGUCGCCAGUGUCAAAACCUACACCGCGUGUACCUAAAAAAAAAACAAUCAAUAAAGCUCAGCAAUCUAUGUUUUUAAAACAAAUGUAAAUGUAAAAGAAAGGGGAUUUCUUGGCGGGGUGUAUAGAAGUUGGUGUUG